CAGCAUCCAACAAGCAAAAAUAUCCGUCGGUAAUGAAAAUGAGUAAUUCAUUGUAAUAAGAUAGUAUCGUUUUUUUUGAUAAUUUCGUAUUAUUUCUGACAAGAAAUUUCAGGGUUUUUUGUGUAAUUAUCCUUAUUGUAAGAAGUUAAUUUUUUAAAGAUUAACUGACCAUGGAUAAUUAGAUAAAAGCUUAAGUAUACUUUUUGAGGCUAAUUUAUAGCAAAUAAUGAUACAUUUGCAUUAUAAACAACAUACAAAAAUACAACAGAAAAAGCAAAAUAAAUUAUUUCAGAGAUAUAGCUUUUUCUUCUCCAUGCUCCUGUGUAUGUUACUUGCUACUGUUCAACCAUAUUUAGGAGGUACAAUCGGUAUAGCAAGUGGCAAUUUUAUUGUUUGGUAUUUUGCAGUGCCACUAACAUAUUUAGAGGCAGGAUUAUUAUGUACUCCACAUUCUCUUUAUAUGGCACUAAGAAAUGGUUACCUGAUAUUAUUUGUGAUGGUUUUUAUGUAUGGUGUGAUGCCCUUUUUAGCUAAGCUUGGAACAUAUUUGUUAAUACAUUCUGAAGUGAAUAUAUGGCUUCUUAAAGGAAUGGAAGUACUGUAUUGUAUGCCACCGCCGUUUACUUCCAGUCUAGCACUUUGUCAGCUAGCACAAGCUGAUUUACCAACUAGUGUGAUUACUACUUUAAUAGGACAUUUUGGGGGCUUUUUUUUGUCUCCAAUUCUUCUAUAUUUCGUGUUAGGAGCGUCUACUCCACCUUUAGUUGGUGUUAAUGUCAAGGAGAUUAUAUAUAGUACUCUAUUACCUCUAAUUAUUGGAAUGGUAUUACAGUUUUAUGUAGUAAACCCUAAUGUUUGCUCUAUAAUUGGCAUUGGACGAUAUUCUCAAGGAUUAUUAUUAAUCAUAGCAUAUUACUGGUUUUCUGAUGCAGUUUCUGCAGAUGUGUCAUCCUUGCAAGCUAUAGACAUAUUAUUAUGUAUACUAAUUGCUUGCAUCGCACAACUCUUCACAUGCUGUCUAUAUUGGAGUUUAUGUUCUCGAUGGUUACCUAGAAAUACUCUUCUAGCAGCAUUAUUUGUUAGUACUCAUAAAUCAGUUGGUCUUGGAAGCUGGAUUUUACGAAGUACAUAUCAUGGAUCUGCUCAAGGUCCAGCAGUGAAUUUACCACUUUCAAUCUUACCUGUUGCACAACUCGUGCUAGGUACUUUAUUAGCAAGUUGGAUUGCUCCGCAGUAUUCAUUAAAAAAUUAAAAAAAAAGUCUUGGAAGCUUACUUAUAGUUUUAACAAUGUAUAGUCACAUAGAUAUAAAUAUUCAUUUUCUUUCCAUUAAACCUUUAAGAAAUGGCUCAUA
Messenger RNA from Vespa mandarinia (Asian giant hornet), 1353 nucleotides. RefSeq names its product sodium/bile acid cotransporter 7. The record is from RefSeq and is a predicted model, not a curated record. Gene Ontology annotation, cellular component: plasma membrane. Lineage: Eukaryota; Metazoa; Arthropoda; Insecta; Hymenoptera; Vespidae.